AUGGAUCUCAAACUUCAAGAUGUACACGUUCUCAUCACAGGUCUGUAUCUCACAUAUCAGUAUCUAUCUCUCGGUGCCUACGUAACCGCGCACUACAACACCAAUGCGACCACCCUCUCCGCGCUCGCGGACUCCCCCGACGCCCCAAGCCACCUGCAAGCCCUGCAAGCCGACCUCUCUUCCGAGACCGCCGUUCAAUCCCUCUUCGCGUCAAUGCAGGCAUCCUCUUUUGGCUUCCCGCAGAUUAUCGUCGUCAACCACGCCGUGGGGAUCAACCAGUACAUCGCCGUCGCGGACAUGGAGCUUUCCCAGUGGGAGAGAAUCAUCAACAAGAACCUUACUUCGAGCUUUCUCGUCUGUCGCGAGUACCUGAAGGGCUUGCGGAUCUUGUCAGAGGAGAAGCAGGAGAAGGCAGCGAUUGUGUUGAUUGGGAGUACAGCGGGCAAAUUUGGCGAGGCCGGCAACGCGGAUUAUGCUGUUACGAAGAGCGGCUUGAUGUAUGGCCUGACAAUGUCGCUCAAGAAUGAGAUCGUUAAGAUCGCACCUCGCGGACGCGUCAACUACGUGACCGAAGCCCUCAAGAACCCUGAUGUCGUUUACUCUGCCCUCGCCACGAUCCCUCUCAAGAAAAUCGCGAAGCCGGCGGACAUCGCGACACAGGUUGUCGUGCUUUCGUCGACUGCUGUCUCUGGGCACGUGUCUGGGCAGGUCCUCUUCGUCGACGGUGGAAUGGAGGGUCGUUUGCUCAAUAAACCGGAAAACGUUUCCCUCCCAUCGUAAAUUAUGAAGCUCUAUUGUCUUACCUUUUACAUUGUGAUCGUCAUAGUUGCAGAUGUUGGGGCCAUUAAAGGUCGCUCAUCAUAUUUCCGUUG
Messenger RNA from Coniophora puteana RWD-64-598 SS2, 872 nucleotides. Its product is annotated as NAD(P)-binding protein. The transcript is spliced from 5 exons. NCBI's taxonomy places the organism in Eukaryota, Fungi, Basidiomycota, Agaricomycetes, Boletales, Coniophoraceae. The coding region runs from base 1 to 780 and encodes 259 amino acids. The record is from RefSeq and is a predicted model, not a curated record.